Molecule: messenger RNA, 642 nt
Organism: Besnoitia besnoiti
Lineage: Eukaryota; Apicomplexa; Conoidasida; Eucoccidiorida; Sarcocystidae
Product: SAG-related sequence SRS22A
Exons: 2
Coding region: 1-642 (213 amino acids)
Cellular component (GO): membrane
Source: RefSeq, a predicted model, not a curated record
AUGAGGCUCUCGAUCGUGCCGCUUGGCAGCGCUGCCGCCGUCCUGCUCGCUAUCCAACAGGCGGCCGCCAUUCGUGUGGCGGAUCACCAGGACCCGAUGAAGCCUGCUGAGCCAGAAGUGCCGCCGACAUGUAGCGACAAAUCACUGGAGCUCGCGGUUGCGGCACCCAACAGCGGCACAGCCUUCAGGUGCCCUGCGAACUAUUCGCUUCUCCCUUCGUACUCCGACAGCAAGACACUGGUGUUCUACAAGGAGAAGCCGGAGAGCCUGUCGAGCAUCCUUCCCGACGCCAAGCUCACGGAGAAACCUGUUCCCGAAAAGGCUCGCUCGGGACCUCAAGAGACUAACGCGUCCGGCGCUAUCGCCUCGGGUUCCGAGGGCGAUGUGAAAGAAUACACACUUUCCGUCACUGCGCUGCCGCAGGAGAAGAAGGUUUUGACCCUCAAAUGCGGCCCCUCGCCAAACACACAGCCAGCAGUCGCGAGUAACCAGGAUACUGAUCAGGAGCCAAAAGAGUGCGUAGUCACUAUUACGGUGGCGUCAACUGGUGCGUCUACUGGAUUUCGCCCAGCAGUUGGAGCAAGCGCUGUCACCGGACUCCUCUCCAUGGCUGUCGCCGGCGCACUUCAACUCCUUGCAUGA